Molecule: messenger RNA, 1557 nt
Organism: Owenia fusiformis
Lineage: Eukaryota; Metazoa; Annelida; Polychaeta; Sabellida; Oweniidae
Source: the annotation of a GenBank genome assembly
UAGCUUUGAUGAGAAUAUAACUAACACAAGCCAACAGGAUGUAAACUAUAUGUGAUAUUCUUUACACGGCUAUACGGAAUAGGAGGCUAAUUUGUCGGCCGUCUUGGGAGAACUCUUAACUUGAAGAAAUAGAGAAUACCGAACUUGAUUAAUACGAUGAUAAGCAUAAAGCAAUAAGAGACAAGAAACCAGUUAAUACUAUACAAAGGUGCAUUAUAUCUGAAAAUAAAUUAAAGGUGCAAUCUUAAUUUUGGAGACCAUUUGAAGAAAAAGACUCGAGGAUCUGCAAUGUUGUUCAACAUGGUGUCUCCUUCGCCAGUGUAUCCUGCUCCGUUGAAUCUAUCGACAAAUACGAACACUCAACAGAAUAUGUCACUGGCUCAUCAGCAUGCCUUGACCAGCUCCCACGCCCACGCUCUGCUUAUGGAGAACAUACUAAGAGAGAGGAGGGUCCAGUUUGAACGCACAAUGGCCGCCCAGCAAAUGGCAUACGAAAAGAGGAUGUCUGAAUUGAGCCCCCAUGGUGACAGAGACUUAAAAGAAUUCCAAGAAAGACCAGAGUCACCGCCUAAGCCUAAGUUAAAGUUCGGUGUCAGCGCUAUACUAUCGUCUGCAAUAUCGCCUAAGUCAUCAAACGAUAAAAAAUCAGUUAGUCCUUCCCCGAGCGUAUCACCGCCAGCAAGUAGUCCCGUCCAGCGGAUUGAUACUCAACGGUCAGCUGAUCAGACGAGUGGCAUGAUUAGUCACGGGUAUCUCCCGGGAAUGUUGCCCACCGGAUGCUGUGGACCAAGACCAGUGUACGGCAAUAUCUUACAGCCUUUAGCCAGACACCCGUAUUUUGGAAAUCCUGCCAUGCUUCCACUACCAAAUGCAUUCUCACUGCUUAGCAGUAUGAGGGGAAAGCCAAGAAGAGGGAUGCUCAGACGUGCAGUGUUCUCUGACGCACAACGCAAAGGAUUGGAGGAAGCCUUCCAGAAGCAAAAAUACAUCAGUAAACCAGAUAGAAAGAAACUUGGAGAAAAGUUGGGAUUAAAAGAUUCUCAGGUAAAAAUCUGGUUCCAAAAUCGAAGGAUGAAGUGGCGGAAUUCAAAAGAGCGGGAACUACUUUCUUCCGGUGGAUCACGUGACUCAACUUUACCCACUCGUGAUAACCCAAAUCCAGAUCUCAGUGACGUAGGGAUCGGAAGUGAUAAUUCUGACAAUGCAUGUGAUAUCAUAAAAGUUCCGUCUCACGCUAUCCACAGAAUAGACAAUGAGGUAGCUGAAAUCUCUCAGUCAGACAUUGCAAUGGUUGAUGACAUUGACGAAGGUCAUAGUGAUGUCGACUCUUCAGAUGACGAAUAUCUAGAUGUAUCAUAGAACAAAUAUGUUCCAAAUCAUUGUACAUACAAAUAUUGUUAAUUGUAUAUAAACAUGUUUAAUCUUUAACUCACUGUAAACAUUACUGUACAUAUUAAAUUGUAAAUUCUGUAAAUUAUAUAAUGGUAAUAUAAGUUCUAUGGUUACAAAAAAUAUGAAAAGCAUUGUUUUUACUAUUUUGCCAACCUAAAAAUAAAC